AUGUACGAUAGAGCGCCCAACUAUGCAGGUGCCUCGGUCGACGCGCCAGUUCCAAUGGCACAAUCUUCAAUAUGCGAGUCCAAGUAUCUUGUCGUGAAGGAACCAAUGGCUGAAGUGUCAAAACUCUCUUAUAUGACGAGAAAGAAGGGCCAAGACGAGAUUCAGGGUCUAAAAGUAAACGACGGAAGCCCCGGUCUUGACAUGCAGGAGGCAUGGUGA
Molecule: messenger RNA, 219 nt
Organism: Penicillium chermesinum
Lineage: Eukaryota; Fungi; Ascomycota; Eurotiomycetes; Eurotiales; Aspergillaceae
Exons: 2
Coding region: 1-219 (72 amino acids)
Source: RefSeq, a predicted model, not a curated record